AUGUCCUCUAACACAACAGCCACCACAGCCAGCGCAUCCUCCACAUCCGUCUCUAGAGCCCCAGAGCAGACCGGAAUUGCCCCUCACUGUGUUGCGUAUUAUGUCGUCAAGAGUGGUGAUUCCUGCGCCGGCAUUGUAGCAGGAUUCGGCAACUUCACCAUUGCUCAAUUCUACAGCUGGACCCUGGCUGUCGGCUCGACCUGUUCAUACCUCGAUAUUGGUGGUGACGCCGUUUGUAUCGGUUCCGCGAGCAGCACCUCUGCAUCGUCAGCGACGACAACAGCGACGUCAACAGCGACAGAUACCACGGGCACAAGCACACUUGAACCAACCACCGACCCCAGCUGCAUCAAGUACCACAAGGUAGUCGCUGGAGACACCUGCGUUGGUAUCGAACAGGAAUAUGGUAUUACUGCUGCUAAGGUACGUCUGCACAAAUCGGACGGCCCUCGUCUCGACAUUAAUCACGAGCUUGUAUCGUUCACUCAUCAUAUUGACAUUUUCUGGCAUGGAACCCGACUGCUGGAUCAUCGUGUAGUUUUCUCUGGCUCGGCUACCUGGUCUGCGUUGACGCCCCUGCCAUUGGAAGCUCUUCCACCACGCACUACAACGUCGAAUCCGACGUCGACGCCGGCAGUCCCGGACGUGGAACCGAGCACCGUCGCUGAAUGCAUAAAGUAUCACCUCGUCGUUAGCGGGGACGACUGCUAG
Molecule: messenger RNA, 711 nt
Organism: Penicillium subrubescens
Lineage: Eukaryota; Fungi; Ascomycota; Eurotiomycetes; Eurotiales; Aspergillaceae
Product: LysM peptidoglycan-binding domain-containing protein
Exons: 3
Coding region: 1-711 (236 amino acids)
Source: RefSeq, a predicted model, not a curated record